UAAAACUUCAGCGACAGCGAAGUCUAGUAUAAAAUUGAGCGCACAAUCAUUAGAAUGGUGGAGAAUUUCAGCUGAAGCUGAGUUACAACAAGUUGCAAUAAAACACCACUGUUUACCACGAACCCCCCUGUGGUUUUUCCUGGAAGUCCGGAUACGUUUUCUGUAUGAAAUUGUGAAAGUAAAUGCUAGCGCUUUGCGCUUUGAUCUGCUGUUGAUGCAAAGAGGGCUAUAAUAUUUUGCCUUAUCGUUAGUUAAAGACCACGCGAGUUAUACGAAUAAUGCCUUGGACACCUGGCCAGCGAAAUCGUCUGGCGAUGGAAAAAAAUAUUUUAGAAAAGUACUUUCCUGGGCGAGUUCAGUGGAUAGAACCACAAGGUGACACAAAAGUUGAAGUUUCGCUCAACACGAAUAAUGGUCAUCAAUACCGCGUGAGAAUAUAUUUGAAGGCCGCUGAUGGAAGUACUUCAGACUUCCCAAAUUCUGUGGCAUAUAUGGUAGUUUGUUCCUCACCAAAACCGAUGCCAAAGUGGGGAGUUGAUGCUUAUAACCAUACCCUGGGGUACCGCGAUAACUUUGUAAAGAUUUGUCAUUACCGUGGAAGUUGUUGGACUGACCACUCCACUCUUUACGAGGUCGCGGUGAAAGGAAGAAUUUGGUUGGAGGCUUACGAGGGACAUUUGAGGACAGGGAAACGCCUUAGUGAAUUUCUUGGCGAGAUGUUAAAUUAGAGAAAAUGGUCAAAGAGGGACACUAGAUAUAAGAUAUCUUUCCAUAUACAUAAAGUUUUAUAAAGCAGUAACACUUACGAAAUAUCUCGCUUCUUGCACACAAAUUUGCACCGCAGAUAAUUUACAAACUGACAUCAUGCACAAGACGGUGCUAGUUUAAAUACAUAUAUCACAAGAAAGAUGCUAAUUUAUAGAUCACAAGAAAUUGAUUGUUAAAUAAAUCAUAGUAGAAACUGCUAUAGUUUAUAGUUUAAGCACAGUUUAUAGUUUAUACACCCUGCUGUCGUUAAACAAAUAAUUAAUUUCGUUUUUAUAUCCCUUUAUAGCAUAGUAUCUGAACUAUCAGCAGUACAAGCAACUACAAUAGUCGGUAGAUAACAUUUUACAAACGAUUGUAACUCUUAACCUCUAUUAGAAGCAAGGAACAUCGUCAUAUUUUAGCCCAUGGGCUAUAAAACUAUAAUAAUCGUGCAUGUUAGAUCAGUGGUAUAUACAAUUGAAGACUAAAGAUAUGUAGCUAUAGACUAUACGAAGUUAAACCUAGCCUAACUAACAAAGUAUAUAUAUUUUGUAUAUAGCUUUUUUUAAA
Molecule: messenger RNA, 1317 nt
Organism: Dendronephthya gigantea
Lineage: Eukaryota; Metazoa; Cnidaria; Anthozoa; Malacalcyonacea; Nephtheidae
Exons: 2
Coding region: 279-728 (149 amino acids)
Source: RefSeq, a predicted model, not a curated record